Molecule: messenger RNA, 1692 nt
Organism: Spodoptera exigua (beet armyworm)
Lineage: Eukaryota; Metazoa; Arthropoda; Insecta; Lepidoptera; Noctuidae
Source: the annotation of a GenBank genome assembly
UUUACAUUUAUACACACCUCUAUUUUUUUUCUCUAUAAUCUUAAUCUAUACUCCAUGGUAUCGUCCUCGUCUCAAAUCGUCUGUCACUUCAUAUAAUAUUGGGUGAUUUUGGAUUUUAUCGUUUUUACAUUUCAUAAGCAUUAAUUUUACAAUUUAGUGAAAUGGCAAAGAAGACCUACGACUUGUUGUUUAAACUACUCCUCAUUGGAGACUCGGGAGUUGGAAAGACGUGUAUAUUGUUUAGGUUUUCAGACAACCACUUUACAACGACGUUUAUAUCUACGAUCGGCAUAGACUUUAAAAUAAAGACUGUGGAACUUCGAGGUAAAAAGAUUAAGCUUCAGAUAUGGGACACGGCAGGGCAGGAAAGGUUCCACACCAUCACCACGUCGUACUACCGUGGCGCAAUGGGAAUCAUGCUAGUAUACGACAUCACCAAUGAAAAAACAUUUGAUGACAUUGUGAAAUGGCUACGGAAUAUAGACGAGCAUGCUAAUGAGGAUGUGGAGAAGAUGAUACUAGGCAACAAGUGUGACAUGGAAGAGAAGCGUGUUGUGAGCAAAGAGCGAGGAGAAGCGAUAGCGCGCGAGCACGGCAUCCGGUUCAUGGAGACAUCGGCGAAGGCCAACAUUAACAUCGACCGAGCGUUCUCGGAGCUGGCGGAGGCCAUCCUGGACAAGACGUCGGGCCGCGAGGCGGACGCGGACCACGCGCGCAUCGCUGUAGAGCGCCGGCCGUCGCGCGCGCCGCCCGCCCGCGCCUGCUGCUCCUAGGCGGCCGCGGCCCAGCGCCACGCUACUCCGACCGACUGCCGAUAUCCUUUGGCUGUUGAAGCUUAGUAAAGACGCUAGUUUCCGUGAUAACUUAAGUAACCCACGUCGCGUACAGCUGAAAGAGCCAUCGGGUACAGGCGCGUACGAGCAGUGUGCCCGCCGGUGCCGGCUCUGUACCGGCACCUAUAACGUUCGGCAAAUCGCUGCCGUUCGCUGUCAUUUGCUUUCAUCAACGGAAGACUCCUUGAGAUUGUUUGAGCUUGUUGAGUGUCAUCACGUUAAACAUUUUCAAGGUUAUCUUCCAAACCAUGGGUGAACGUUGUUACACCAAAUCAACAUUAAAGCUUUUCAAUAUUGGUUGUUGUAAUUAAAGCUUGCGACACUAAUCGAAUAAUCGCCCAUGAAAUGUCUAGUCGCAUAAUAAAAUCGGGUGCAAUAGAUAAAGUAGGCUCGAACAGAAAAUCUUGAACAAUCUUGUCUCAAAUAUUGAAGUGUCGCAUGUUAAGUUAUUGUUCUUCGCUUCACGAUGUUUUAUACUUGUAAUAUUAUGUGUAGGGUGUAAAUUAACAAAGUUAACUGCAACCAUUCAGCCGCAUCUCAUACAAAGGCUGAGUGAGUGCGAACUGAACCAUUUCUGGAAAGCGCAACGCACAUCUCGCGUACAUACAGCUCGGCGCACCCGUACGUUGGCCCGCACUGGAACCACUACUCACGUUCGCCGAGUUGUUACUCUCCUUCAAAGCAAACCUGUGCUGCGAGUAUAGUUAAUUAUUUAAGUAAGUAGACUAUAGUUAUGUACGUUGAUGAAAUAAAAAGUAUUUUAUCGUAUGGUGUACCAUGUGUUUCGUCGGUUUUUACCUGCUUUUAUAAAUAAACAUCAGCAUUGUAUAUUAUGUUCAUAUUAAACUACUAUCGAAAU